Molecule: messenger RNA, 1797 nt
Organism: Salarias fasciatus (jewelled blenny)
Lineage: Eukaryota; Metazoa; Chordata; Actinopteri; Blenniiformes; Blenniidae
Gene: ydjc
Product: YdjC chitooligosaccharide deacetylase homolog
Exons: 6
Coding region: 149-1069 (306 amino acids)
Biological process (GO): carbohydrate metabolic process
Molecular function (GO): deacetylase activity
Source: RefSeq, a predicted model, not a curated record
UGGUGGGCUCCAGCAGGGGGCGGGCUGGUCUCCCACAGCCCCCGUCACUGCGUCUCGGUAGUCGGAAGUACGGCGUCUCUGCUCCAGGGCCGGGCGGCUUCGGACAUAAAUGGACUGACGUGUGGGGACAACAUGGAGACCUGCAGCCAUGCCUCAGCCCAGGAUGCUGCUGGUGGUGACCGGAGAUGACUUCGGCUACUGUCCCCGGAGGACGCGCGGCAUCGUGGACGGCUUCCUGUCCGGAGGCGUGUCCAACGUGUCCCUGCUGGUGAACGGCUCGGCGGCCGAGGAGGCGGCGCGGCUGGCCAAGAGACACAGGAUCCCCAUCGGGCUGCACGCCAACCUGACGGAGGGCCGUCCGGUCUGCCCCCUCCCCCAGCACACCUCCACCCUCACCACCCCCCACGGCUUCUUCCACGGAAAGAUGGGCUUCAGGCAGGCGCUGCAGCGGGGCCAGCUCAGCAUGGAGCAGGUGGAGGCGGAGCUGAGAGCCCAGGUCCGGCUCUUUGUGGACCUGAUGGGUCACCUGCCUGAACACAUGGACGGACACCAGCACGUGCACGUCCUGCCAGAGGUGCGUGACGUGUUUGCUCAGGUUCUGUCAGAGCUCAGGAUUCCCUACACCCGGGUCCCGGUGGAACCCGGUCUACACUCUUGUACCUGGCUUCCUGCCCACCUACACCGCUUCUACGACCAGGUGGAGAAGGAUGCAGUGAACUCCAUCCCCGUCUUCAGACGCCACGGAAUCAGGUGGCCGGACGUCUACCUGGGCCUGACCACCAUGGGGCUCAACAUGUCGGUGUCCAGCCUGCAGAGGGCGCUGGGCCACGCCCUGGAGGCGGGGCCGGCAGGCCCCGGCCCCAGCCCCGGCGGGCCGCCAGUCACGGCCGAGCUCAUGGUGCACCCGGGAUACCCCAGUCAGCCGCUGGAGGGGGGCUGUGGCGAGGGUCCCGACGAGUUCUCCCAGUCCGCCGAGCGCCAGCACGAGCUGAGCGUGCUCACCGCGCCCGCCGUGCUGGAGCUGUACGGCCAGCAGGGGGUGCAGCUGUGCGCCUUCAGAGACCUCUGAGAGCCAGCGCGCAUGCACGAACACACACACACACACACACACACACACACCCCAGGCUGGCAGUUGAAGGGUCACACAGUUAAACCAUGAGAUGAAAGAGAAAAUCUUCUCAAUCCUUCUGCUGACUUGAGCUCCUGAUCCGGUCUGGAACCACCCCGACGUGAGGCUGACUGGACCGGCUCCCACCGACGCUCUGACACUGAGAUCCAGCUCAGAGGCAAACUAAAGAUGCUUUUUCUGCCAAAUGGAACCUUUUUCAUGUUUCACAGUUUUAAAGUUACAAUAGGUCAGAAAUGUAAUAGAACAACACAAAUCAUUCCCACUUCUCACCCGUCAUUGAAGAAACACUCCCCUUCAACAACCUGUGGUCUUCAUCAGUGAACGUCUGGGUUUCGUGUUUUUCUGGAGAGUUCUGCUGGAAUAACUUGGGCCACACUCCUGAACUCUCUCAACUCACUUCGACGUCGUGUGACGGAACAUGACUGAACCUGAAACGGUUGAUUGAAUGGAUGGUUUCACUGUGAAAAUGAAUCUUUUCCUUCUUCUGAAAGUGUUUUCAUCCUGUGUUCCAGGUUUUCAUCGACCUCUGACCUUCCCGUGUGGCUUCAAAUGAAGCAUCUGUCAUGUUUUUAAAUGAGGAAGGAAAAACAACCAGAAUGUCUGAAAUGGGAGUGAAGUUUUUUUUAAAAAAAAAAAAGAAGAAAAACGGGUUAAACUAAUUAAACAGU